AUGGCAGAACACGAAUCCCAGGCCUUCGCAGGAACGAAAGCCAAGAGGUACCGUUUCCUCGCUGGCCCCGAAGAGAGAAAAGACGGAAUCACGUGCAACGAGGCCGUCCAUUUUUACCAGCUUGCAGUGGAUGAGCUCCGCCUGGGCUUGGAGGACGCCUCCCAGGAUCUAUACCCUCUCGCGGACGUGUCUCGCCUCGGCGUCGACCAUGGCUUAGGGGCAUGGGGCGUGGCCGCCGGCGGCGGCGGCGGCGGAGGAGGUGGCGGUGCCGGGGGGGUAGGUUACCUUCCUUGGGGCGCCGCAGCUGGCGGAGGUGGAGGGUGUGGUGGCGGGCAAGGCGGACCGGCGCGAGGGGAUAUGGCUUUUGCGGACGACAUGCUGCUGAGGGCAGAAGCUGGCGAUCCCUCCGCUACGAUGAUGAUGGGGUACCUCCACAUGGUCGGCUCGGAGGAGACGGGCAUCACCCCGGACUUCGCGAAAGCGGAACAGGCGGUUAGGAACGGGGACCCGGGAUGCUACGCCUACCUCGCGUGGAUGCACCACAACGGUUACAUGGGCGGGCACCUGCCCCCUUAUCUGCAGCCGCGGCUGCCCGACGGGGGCGGGGAAGGGGACGAGCGCGCCAAAGGCGACGGGAAGCUGGCCUCCCGGAGGGAGGGCGACCUCAGGGCGAUGGCGUACGCGCUAUGGGGGAAGAAGCGGGUGGAGGGGACCAACGUUGGGAGGGGGGUCCCGGAGACGAUUACCGAGGGGGGGGGUGGUGUCGGGGGCCCCGCCGGUGGGAAGGGGGGUAGUAGGUCCGGAGGGGUAAAGGGCGGCAGCGGUUGCGGUAAGGAGGGCGACCAGGAGCUGAUGCCCGGGGAGGACGUGUGGGGCGGGGAGGCCAGCAAGGAGUCUUGGGAGUAGGAGACGAUCGGGGGAGGGGUCAGCGGCGCGAUCGCGGCGGCGGACCUGUACGUUGACGGUUUCAAGGGGGGGGGGGGGGGGGCGUACUCUUAUGUUUUGCAUGCCUUAGCGGUUAGACCAUUGACCACGCGUCCUCGAGGGGACGGAGCAUUGUUCCCACAGGACCGAUCACCGAUGGCCAAUCGUUCCUUUCUACUUUGCCAAAGGUUGCUCAAAAAUGUCUUCCCUAGUCUGUCUAUCCUAACGAUAUCCCUUGCCGCCUUUUCAACCCACCUCCUAUGCCCCAGUACAGCUACCGUGCUUUCCUCUCUAUUCCAUGUCUCAAAGAUCUCCCUGUACGUCCCAUCUAAUUUUCCCAGCUCACUCACGUACACUUCCCUCUUCUUCUUGUACAACGGACAUUCCGCGACUACAUGAACACGGUCUUCGCAUUCGAAGCCGCAAUCACAUUUGAACUCGUCGUCUUCCUCGUCUACCGUCCUAUGUCUUCGUCGACGUUCUCGAAGGCCUAUGUCCCCGGUCCUGAAUUUGACCUUAAGCUUUGUUCCUGCAUCCAUUGGUCCAUGUAGGUAGUCCUUGAACCCUAUUCCUUCCUUCAACAUUCCGUACACUUCUAGACCCUCCUUAUCCUUGGAUUCUUUCCUCAGAUUCUGUUCUUCUCUCUCGGCACAAGCAACAGAUAUCUUCUCCUUGAACCCCUGUAGACCCUCCGUUUCCAGCGUUUCAUCUUCGUCGAUGUCGAGCCCCUUCCAUACGUCCUCUACAACCUUGACCCAUUCCGUGGGUUGUCUACCCCUCUUUUUGUUUGCCCACUUCGCCUCCCAUACAAUUCUCGGCAACCUCUCCUCUCCCAUCCCGCACAUGCGAUACUGCCAGGUCAGCUUCCUCGCGUCUCUUCCCGACCGUAGGGAUUGGAUCCCCAAUUCUGCCCUCACGGCUGCAUUACUUGUGCGCCUGGAGCAUCCUAGGAUGGUUUUCGCUGCUUUCAUCUGCGCCGCCUCGAGUUCUUUCACUACCUUCUUAUUUCCUUCCCAUACUUCUCCGGCGUACUCUAGCGGCGGUACGAUUACGCUCUUCAAAACCGUCAAUUUGAUGCGUGUAUCGAGGUGCCGGUUUGCGAGUAUUGGAUGCAGCUUCCCUGCUCGUGCUUUGCCCUUAUCAGCUACCUUGGACAUGUGUGCAUUCCACGAGCAGUCUUUUGCGAUCUCUACUCCAAGGUAUGUGUACUGGUCCACUACUGCAAUCUCCUCGAUCCCCCACUUCCAUCUAUGUUCUACUGGUUCCUCCUUGUUCUCGUUGCAUACCAUGACGGCACUCUUCUGAACGUUGGCAGACAAUCUCCACUUAUCAGUAAACUUCUUCGCCGCGUCAAUUUGCAGUUGCAGUCCCUCAGGGGUGUCCGACAUACCGACAAAAUCAUCCGCAAACAGCAUUCCUGAAACCGACGUUUCCGUGUCCCCUACUUUACUCACUUCCGGACUGCCUCUACGACUUCCAACAGACCGUUGAUAGAACACCUGGAACAAUGUUGGGGACAGCGUGCAACCUUGUGGGACCCCCUGCUCAAUGUCGAAGAAUUUUGACAGUUCUCCGUCUAGCAUGACCGCGCUUUUCGUACACUCUGUCAUCUUCUUCAGCACUCUCCACAUUUUCCCCUUGAUCCCGUAUUUGGACAGUUGUUUCCACAACCCAUUUCUCCACACGGUGUCGUAUGCCUUUUUCACGUCCAGGAAGAAGCAAUACGUCGGCUUUCCCGCCAUCUUUCUACCUGGCAUGAUUCUCCCUACCGUGAACACGUGGUCUACGCACCCCCUCUUCUUGCGGAAACCUGCCUGGCCCUCACUAAUGCUAUGUUCCUUCUCCAAUACUCCCACUAUCAUAUCGUUCAGCAGCUUGCAGAACAUUGUUCCUACUGUGUUCAACAGUGUGAUCCCCCUGUAGUUUCCUGAGUCAGUCUUGUCUCCUUUCUUGAACAAGUUCACAACCACUCCUUCCCUCCAUCUACUUGGCGUAUACUCGUUUUUCCACACCCAAUUGUACAGCAGUACC
Molecule: messenger RNA, 2955 nt
Organism: Ectocarpus sp. CCAP 1310/34
Lineage: Eukaryota; Phaeophyceae; Ectocarpales; Ectocarpaceae
Source: the annotation of a GenBank genome assembly